AAAAGACAUGUCGAGGAAAGAGCAAAAUGCACCGCUUACGGCGGAAACAGGGAGAAAACCAGAGUAGCGGGGAAAGGCAGGUACGUUUUACAACAUAAGACACCAAGUUUAGCCAAGGCCGCUUAAAAACCCGACACGUACAGGUGACCGCUCAUACGCAAAUGACGGCAACCAAGAGGAAAAAAAAAAAACUCGCAAAACGUUCGCCCAUUCCCUCCAAUCACAUUCUAACUCAUCCGUUUGCAUGCACCCAGGAAACGAUCAUCCGACACGUGGACAACCCACCAAAACCAACCGAGCCAACCGACCCAGUAGGACAUAAUGGCAAAAGAGUAAAAUCAGGUUGCACCAAACCGAAACCUGAUAGGUGUAUUCACGCAUGGCGGCCACCCCAACCACACGCGUUAUAACGGGAGGUUAAUUGUGAUUGGUCAGAGAGCGGGUUUGGCACAUGGCUGACUAAGAGUUUUGAGGUUUUGCCCAAAACGCAAAACCGAUGGCUUUAAAACACAGACUUAUUUCCCAAUGCGAUAUGUGUAGUAGCAUGCAAGGUCCCACGCAUGGUUCAAAGUUCUAGAUGUCCCUUUCUCCAAGCCCCUUAAACACGUACCCAACCGUAUGUUCUCCACGUGUCACUUCCUGCUUCCUCUUUGCUUUAUGUUGCCUUUCUCUCAUUGGACUAUCUUUGCUCUUAUACCCCACCUCACCUCCUACUCCUCUCCCACCAUGUCAUUCACCGCACCAGCUUCCUCUUCCUUCAAACUUCAACCCUUUCAAACCUUUAUCCCUUCUCCCUCAUUUAACCCUUCUUGCUGCAUAACCAGAGUUAUUCACCAUGAUCAAGACAUUGAGCCCUUACUCAACAACAGCGAAAACGGCUGAGAUUAUGUCUCGGUACAGACCCAUAGCUCCGAAGCCGGAAGUUCCAAUGGAUCCGAUCAGUGACGGCGCCGGCUCAUCCAUGUCGCAGAAGAUAAGGCAAUCUCCUUAUCUUAGAAACCUCUGGCCUCAGCUGCAAGCUCGACCAACUCGAACCAGAAAGAGAGGCAGGGCUCCACUGUCACCUCCCAGUUUGAAAAGAGCGAGGACUCACCAUGUCCUUGGCCUCUCUGUUCCCAGUCAUGUUACUUCCCCUGCCAAAGCUCUCUCCUCGCAAGCUUUCACUCAUCUUCCUGCGCCAAAUCUCGCACCAGUGACUUGCAACUUGGAGAAUCCUGCAACACAAUCUCCAAGCUUGGUGACUCUUCCUCUUCUUCCAUGUUCACCUUCGGUUCCUGUUAUCCUCAACCAGGCAACCACGGGACAACCCAGUUGCAUGGAGACAAUAGAUUUGAACAAAGUGGCUGAAAUCCCAGAAGAGAAAGAUCUGCUGCAGCAAUUGCAGACACCUCCCACCACCAUCAGUAAUGUCAUGAAACCGCAGCCGAUUCGACCAGUUGGAUCUAGAAUCAGCGUGGGUUGCAUAAAUGAGGACCCAAACUUGUUCUCCACAGUGCAAAUUCCGAGGAAAGCAGAGGAGGUUGAAGAUGAGAUGGAGUCUGAAGCCUUACCAGCAGUUAUAUCUGACUCGAACAACAAAGUGAGGCUGGCCAAUUCUGCUUACAGGAAAAUGGUGGGUCAACCGGAGUGUUCAUGGCUGGAGGCCAUGGUGACAAGUGGUGAGCGGGGCAGCAGCUCAUGCAAGAGAAUCUGUGGGGAAGUGGGGCUUCAUUUCUGUGAUUCCAGGGUGCCAGUUUCUUCAAAUGGAUUCUCCUGUUGGGUGAGGAUAGACUGGGGAAGUGAUGGGAAGAACAACUCCAUUCAUGCAUUCUGUGAUGUAGUCAGGUUAUCCUGUCUCUCCAAGGAUUAUCUCUUUACAUGGAGGUUCCACACCAGGGAGGCUGCUCGUUUCCGUAGCAAUGUCUGAAAUUUGAGGUCUAAAGUACAUAGUUCGCCUUUGUCUACCAUAUGUAUGUAUGUAUAUAAACAUGAGAAAUCAAGUAAUAUAGUAGCCAAAUAUUGUAUUUCGAAA
This is a messenger RNA of Carica papaya (papaya), 2011 nucleotides long. RefSeq lists its product as uncharacterized. The record is from RefSeq and is a predicted model, not a curated record. NCBI's taxonomy places the organism in Eukaryota, Viridiplantae, Streptophyta, Magnoliopsida, Brassicales, Caricaceae.